AUGUCAUUUUCACCCUCGUUACCAAGUCCAGUAAGCGAAGCUUCACAGGCAGAAGCAAAUACGAGGACAAGAAAUGAUUCCAGACAAGAACAAGAAGAAAAUGAUCAUUACCAAUCAGCAUCAUCAGAAAUAAUUGCAACAUGCAUAGAGCCAACCUUUUCAGUCAGUUCAAGCAAUCAACAACAGCUACACGUACCAUUUCAAGUUCGUAUGACACCACCUAUUGUCAAUAUGUUUUGUUUGCAACCUAUCCUACAGGUAAUACCUACUCGAAUCUUUUGUGAAUUAUUUUCAAGAAAUGUUAUAUCAACGGUGGAUCUGAAUUGUCCAUUGGACUUGAAACGGAUUUCCUUACAAGUUCGUAAUGCCGAAUAUAAUCCAAAACGAUUUGCUGCUGUUAUUAUGCGUAUUCGAAGACCACGCACCACUGCCUUAAUCUUUGCUUCGGGUAAAAUGGUGUGUACAGGUGCUAAAAGCGAAGAAGAUUCAUUAGAAGCAGCCAGACGUUAUGCGCGAGUGAUUCAAAAACUUGCUUUUCCAGUUAAAUUUCGUGAUUUCAAAAUUCAAAAUAUGGUUGGAAGUAUUGAUGUCAAAUUUCCCAUUCGAUUCGAGAAGAUUAUACUUGAGCAUUAUCAAUACUGCAGUUACGAACCUGAAAUAUUUCCUGGUCUAAUUUAUCGAAUAGUUAAACCAAAAGUUGCUCUACUUAUUUUCGUAUCGGGCAAAAUAGUCCUAACUGGCGCAAAAGUUCGUCGAGAUAUGCAUGAAGCAUUUGAAAAGAUUUAUCCAAUUCUUAAACAAUGUCGAAAAUGA
Rotaria sp. Silwood1 is the source of this 813-nucleotide messenger RNA. The record is from the annotation of a GenBank genome assembly. NCBI's taxonomy places the organism in Eukaryota, Metazoa, Rotifera, Eurotatoria, Philodinida, Philodinidae.